GUGACAAACCAGUGGUAGCUAGGUCAUCAAGUGAAGGUUUGGAGAGAAAGAAGAAGAAGAAGAAGAAGAAGAAGAAGAAGAAGAAGAAGAAGGAGAAGAGAUGGUGGGAGUAAUGAAAGAAGAGACACGUAAAGGACCAUGGACAGAACAAGAAGACAUGCAACUGGUAUGCUAUGUGAGCUUGUUCGGUGAACGUCGUUGGGAUUUCUUAGCAAAAGUAUCAGGUCUUAACAGGACUGGCAAGAGUUGCAGGUUAAGAUGGGUCAAUUAUCUUCAUCCUGGUCUUAAACGUGGCAGGAUGACUCCUCAUGAAGAACGUCUUGUUCUUGAGCUCCACUCUCGUUGGGGCAAUAGGUGGUCUCGCAUUGCUCGAAAGCUUCCUGGCAGAACUGAUAAUGAGAUCAAGAACUAUUGGAGGACUCAUAUGAGAAAGAAGGCUCAAGAGAGAAGAAGGAAUGGGAUAAUGUUAUCUCCAACAUCAUCAAAAACAUCAUCAACAUCAUCAUCAUCAUCAUCAUCAUCAUCAUCAUCAACAACAUCUUCUUGUUGUUCUUCUUGUUUGACUACACCUCCAUUAAAGAGCACUCAAGCUAGUGGAGGAGAAGAGAUGAUGAAGAAAGAGUGCAGUUUAGAUGAGUUUUGGAAGGAGAUUGCUAGUACUUCAGAGGCUGUUAAUGGACUUAGCUUUGAGGAUUGCAAGGAUGAGGUUUAUGGUAAUAUAUGUUGUUACCCUCCAAUACCUUCUCCUGUCUGUGAGUACUAUUCAUUGUGGAAGAUUGAUGAAGAAGAGCUUAGGAUGUUUCCUCCCAUGGGUGGUCCUCCUUCUCACUUAACCAACAUGAACUAGAUUAUAUAUAUAUAUAUAUAUAUAUAUCUAAUAUUUAUUAGAGACUAUGCAUGCAUCAUGCAUGCAUGCAUGAAUCUAUAUGUAUCUUAUAAUUGAGUAUCUUGUUACUUGUUCUAAUCUUGUUCAUAGUUGUGGUUUAA
Molecule: messenger RNA, 987 nt
Organism: Dioscorea cayenensis subsp. rotundata (Guinea yam)
Lineage: Eukaryota; Viridiplantae; Streptophyta; Magnoliopsida; Dioscoreales; Dioscoreaceae
Product: transcription factor MYB59-like
Exons: 3
Coding region: 101-847 (248 amino acids)
Biological process (GO): regulation of DNA-templated transcription
Cellular component (GO): nucleus
Molecular function (GO): sequence-specific DNA binding; DNA-binding transcription factor activity
Source: RefSeq, a predicted model, not a curated record